GCAAAAAUAACCGUGUCUAGAAACUCUGCCUUUUUUGUGACAGCAGAAAACAGUUCCUGCAAGGCUCCUGCACCGUUUAUUUUAUGUGUAGCAAGCAAGUUUGAGAAUUAAUUGAGGCCAUGGCAACUUGGGUGGGACUGCUGAGCCUCCUGAUGGCGAACCUUGUGGCAGUCGAUGGGGGCAUCCAGGGUGACUUCACCGCCGACCUCUCAGUGAAGCUCUACCACCACUUGAGGUCAAUGGAGAAAGAGGAGAAUAUCUUCUACUCCCCCUUCAGUAUUGCCACUGCUUUGGGAAUGAUUGAGCUCGGAGCUGCUGGUACAACCCUCCAGCAGAUCCAACAUGUCAUGGGCUCCAAUAACAUGCAAAGAGAUGGGGAGUUUGUGUUCUUGCGGGAAUUGUCACAGGCCAUGCGAGCAGACCGGCAGCAGUACGUCAUGAAGGUUGCCAACUCCUUGUUUGUGCAGGCGGGCUUUCAGCUCAGUGACCAUUACCUGCGAAUGCUGAAGAGAUAUUUCGGUGGCGGGGUGGAAAAGGUGGACUUCAGUCGCCCGUCUUCAGUGGCCGAUCAGAUCAACGCGUGGAUACAGAAUCAAACCGAUGACAAGAUACAAGGCCUUUUAAAACCGAAAGACUUCAGUGUCUUGACCCACGUGGUCCUGGUCAAUGCAAUUUACUUCAAAGGGAACUGGAAGUCGCAGUUCAGACCAGAGCACACACGCACUUUCCCUUUUACCAAAGACGAUGAGAGUGAAAUCCAGAUCCCCAUGAUGUACCAACAGGGGGACUUCUUCUACGGCGAGUUCAGUGAUGGGUCGAAUGAAGCAGGAGGUGUGUACCAGGUCCUGGAAAUACCGUAUGUGGGGGACAAAAUCAGUAUGAUGAUCGUCCUCCCGAGGCAGGAAGUACAACUGGCCGCUUUGGAACCCCUUAUUAAAACCCAGCUCAUUGAUGAAUGGGCAAGCACUGUAAAGAAGCAGAAGGUGGAGGUAUACAUGCCAAGAUUUAAAGUGAUGCAGAAUAUUGAUUUGGCGGAGGCGCUGGCUGGUCUUGGUAUCUCAGAAUUGUUUAGUCUCGAUGCUGACCUUUCUGCAAUGACCGGGAAGAAGGACCUUCACAUUUCUAAGGCUUUUCACACGUCUUUUAUUGAGGUGAACGAGGAGGGUUCGGAAGCAGCAGCAGCCUCGGAGAUGAUCGCUGUCAGCAGAAUGUUGACCCUCAACCCCCAGGUCAUCGCCGACCAUCCGUUCUUCUUUCUGAUCCGAAACCAGAGGACAGGUACCAUCCUAUUUAUGGGCAGAGUCAUGCAUCCGGAAGAUACUAAUCCAAAUGGUCACGAUUUUGAAGCAUUAUAGAGGCUGCCAUUCCACCACAAGAUUCAUCUGGUUUAACAGCUCUCCAUGUUCACACUGUCAUCUCUUUAGCUCCGUACUCUGUAGAGUAAAUGCAUAGAAAAUAUAUGAAGUCAACGCCAUUCGUAUUACUGUCACUUUCAUCUCACUGUUUCACAUUUAUGACACUAAUAUUAAUGUACUGAAAUCAUCUUUAGUGUAUGAUUCUAAAAUUGAAGUGAAAUUACCUUUGCAUUCCUUUUCGCAUUUAUCCCCUGGCAUUUAGACCAACAAAUGUUAUACAACUUACACAAAUGACACCUUGUGUAAACUCACACAUGGGUAAAUAUUAGCAGACACAAACUGCUGGAGUAACUCAGCAGGACAGGCAGCAUCUCUGCAGAGAAGGAAUGGGUGACGUUUUGGGUCGCGACCCUUCUUCUGACUGUUUAGGGAUAAGGGAAACGAGAGAUAUAGACGAUGAUGUAGAGAGAUAAAGAACAAUGAAUGAAGGAUAUGAAACAAAGUAUCGGUACACAGAGGGAGAGGAUCUUGUCGGAGAGAGGAGGACUUCUCCAAGGAGAUUUCGCAGUGGAGCAGACUAAAUGUGUAGGCAGGAGCAGCAGAUGCCGGUUUACACCGCAGAUAGACACAAAUAGCUGGAGUAGCUCAGCGGGACAGGCAGCAUCUCUGGCAAGAAGGAAUGGAUCACAAAAUGCUGCAGUAACUCAGCGGGACGGGCAUAAAUAAUUCCAUACUCAGCCCCCAGUGCAAUCAAGGCAGGUUGUGAUUCCCACAACACUGUGCCAUCACUCGGGUUUACAUCAGAAACAAGCUGGCAAUGGUGGCGCUGCUUACCCAGAAUGCCGUGAGCCGUGGAAAGUGCCCUGGACCCUGCUGUACGCUGCUGAGAUGGUUAAUCCCCUUCAGUGGGUGGGUUCAGGAAUUCCCACAUGUGUAAAAUCUGACUUGUCUAACAUGACCCUUAAUGUGCCUGUCCCACUUGUGUGUUUUUUUUUCGGCGACUGCCAGCACCCAUCGUAGUCGCAGCAGGUCGCCAAAAAUGUUCAAAAUGUUAAAAAAAUGUUACGACUCUUUGGGCGACAUGUCGCCUGUAUGGUCAUGUGCAGUCGCCCAAAGAGUCGUAUCUUUUUCUGAUCGCCGCUGGAUUUUCAACAUUUUCGGCGACCUGCUGCGACUAUAUCGGGUCCCAGCAGUCGGCGAAAAAAAAUUCUGUAAGUGGGACAGGCCCUUUACAAAAGACAGACACAAAACACUGUGGAGUAACUCAGCGGGACAGACAGCAUCCUCGGCGUAAAGGAAUAGGUGACGUUUCGAGUCGAGACCCUUCCUAUGUCACCCUCACAGAAAUCCAGGAGUUCCUACAUUGCUCUAAGUUGCAAUGAAAUAAGUCAGAAGUCUUAAGAUAGUGCAAGUCAACAACAGUAGCCAAGAUCCACAUGUUUAAGAAAGAACUGCAGAUGCUGGUAAAUCCGAGGUAGACACAAAAUGCUGGAGUAACUCGGGGGGUGAGGCAGCAUCUAUGGAGAGAAGGAAUUGGCAACGUUUCAGGUCGAGACCCUCAAUUCCUUCUCUCCAUAGAUGCUGCCUCACCAGCUGAGUUACGCCAAGAUACACAUGUGCAACUAAUGUAAUGAUCCGAGUGGCUCUUCAAGGUGCUGGUGAUUCAUGAUGUAAAACAGCAUUUAAACUUGUUACGUUGUUCAUAACUUAGAAGUUAUCACCCAUAUAGAUUGACUGUAAUAUUCUCAUCAGAUUUCGGUGUUCUUCUGGUGCGUGAUCUGUGGAAAAUACUUUGUUUUUGUUACUUCGAUGGGUCCAAGUUCAUACUGAAUUUCACUUCACUAAAAUAAAACUUUGAUUUACUUAGCAA
Messenger RNA from Leucoraja erinaceus (little skate), 3225 nucleotides. RefSeq names its product serpin peptidase inhibitor, clade I (neuroserpin), member 1 (gene serpini1). The transcript has 9 exons. NCBI's taxonomy places the organism in Eukaryota, Metazoa, Chordata, Chondrichthyes, Rajiformes, Rajidae. The record is from RefSeq and is a predicted model, not a curated record. Gene Ontology annotation, biological process: negative regulation of endopeptidase activity. Gene Ontology annotation, molecular function: serine-type endopeptidase inhibitor activity. Bases 120 to 1355 code for a protein of 411 amino acids.